Messenger RNA from Folsomia candida, 536 nucleotides. RefSeq lists its product as uncharacterized. NCBI's taxonomy places the organism in Eukaryota, Metazoa, Arthropoda, Collembola, Entomobryomorpha, Isotomidae. The transcript has 4 exons. Bases 25 to 432 code for a protein of 135 amino acids. The record is from RefSeq and is a predicted model, not a curated record.
AAAAUUUGCAUUAAGUAUUUCAAAAUGUUCAUCAUUACGAUUUUUAUUUUCUUCCUUGUCGCUGCUGACGCCUCCGUCCUUUCUGACGCGGAAUGGACGGCAGCAAUAAAUCGCAAAUUGUGCGAAAAUGGGACACACAGUGAUCCCGUUGCGGCAGAUUUUUUUGCCUGUUACGACGAAGAGAUUACUCCGGGUGGCGGCCAGUUUGUCAGGUGUCAAUUAGAAGUUUUUGGCGUGCUAAUUAACACCGAAGAAAAUGUCGACAGCGUUUGUGCCCAGGGGGACAAAUUUCCUCAAUACAGUGAUUGCAUAAUUCUUGGACUUAUCGGGAUCGGAGUCAACCCCGCCGUUGCGGUCCACUUACUCAACGUUUGCCAAGGUGCCGUGCUGGACGUGCCAGAACCACCACCCAGACUAAUUUCGACUAAAUAAAUAUAUACAUAAGUCGCAAUCUGUUGCGAAAAAUAAAUACACAUAAACGGAAACCGUUUGUAUGAACAGGCGGUGCUAAAUAAACGAUUUUACUCAAUUUUAAA